AUGACACGUGAACGUCGUCUGAAUGAUUUCCUUCUGGCUGUUACUAAAUCAAUAUUUCAAGAAUUAGUUAGUAUGGACGCAGUGAUGUUGAAAAUUAUGAGUCAUGCAAAAAAAUUGGUGAAUGCUGAUCGUGCCUCUUUAUUCUUAGUAGACUCAAGAACUAAAGAAUUAUAUGCUAGAAUAUUUGAUAUUGGACGAGAAGAAGAUGACAUUUUAGAUUCACAUCAAAGUUCCUUGGGGAAUAAAGAGUUAAAAGAGAUCAGAUUUCCGAUGGAUAAAGGAAUUGCGGGCUACGUAGCGACGACUGGUAAAACACUGAAUAUAGGCGAUGCGUAUCAGGAUAAUCGAUUUAAUCGAGAAAUCGAUCUAAAAACUGGUUAUAAAACAAAAACGUUAUUAUGUAUGCCAAUUAUGAUCCAGGGAAGUGUUAUAGGUGUUGUACAAAUGGUAAAUAAGAAAAAUGGUCAUUUUACGAAAAGUGAUGAAGAAUCAUUUGAAACUUUUGCCGUUUAUUGUGGAUUAGCAUUACACCAUGCAUCAUUAUAUGAUAGAAUUCGUCGUUCCGAACAAAAAUAUAAAGUGGCAUUAGAAGUAUUAUCAUAUCACGCAUCCUGCUCUAAUAGUGAAUAUGAAAAAUAUAAAAGUUUACCACUUCCAACAAACAUUCCAAAUAUAGAAAGAUUCGAUUUUUCACCAUGGGAUGUAACGAAUGAUCAGAAACCAAUUUAUGUUGUUUACAUGUUUUUGGACCUAGCUAAUGCUGAUGUUUCACACGCGAAUAGAUAUGAUUUUGAAUGUUUAAUGAGAUUUAUUUUAACUGUUCGUAAAAAUUAUCGAAAUGUUCCGUAUCAUAAUUGGUCACAUGCAUUUUCUGUUGCACAUGCAAUUUAUACUGUGAUAAAACAAACAGAUCAUCAUUUUUCUCCAACCCAGUGUUUAGCAUUAUUUGUUGCCUGCUUAUGUCAUGAUCUGGAUCAUCGAGGAAAGACGAACGCAUUCAUGGUGAAAAGUGCGUCAACUUUAGCCUCAAUAUACACAACAUCCACUAUGGAAAGACAUCAUUUUAAUCAAACUGUGACUAUCUUACAGACUGAAAAUCAUAAUAUAUUCAAACAUUUUUCAUCAAAAGAAUAUCGUCUAGUAUUAGACGAUAUUCGACAGUGUAUAUUAGCAACAGAUCUGGUCUUAUUUUUUGAGAAUCGGACAAAAUUAAAUCGACUUUUAGAUCAGCAGCUGUUUGAUUGGAGUAAUACAGAGCAUAGAAAAAGUGUUCAAUCACUAGCAAUGACAGCAGCUGAUUUAUGCGCUAUGUAUAAACCAUGGGCUAUUCAAGAAAAUGUUGUAUCAACAAUUAUGGAUGAAUUUUGGCAAGAAGGAGAUGAAGAGAAACGUCAAGGAAUUGAACCAUUACCGUUAAUGAAUCGUUCAUUAGCUCAUGAACUACCAAAAAAUCAAGUAAACUUUAUCAACGGUAUAUGCAUUCCAUGUUACGAGUUAUUAUCGAAAGUGUUACCCAAUUCAUUACCAAUGUUGGCCGGUGCAAGAAGUAAUCUCCAAAAAUGGCAAGAAUUAGCUGAUGAACAAACAAGAAAUUCCACAACAUCAUCUUCUACUACAACUGCUGCUGUAGUAGAGACAACAACCAGUACUAGUGAGCGUGCAUCAUCUGCUUCAUCAUCAAAUUCAACUCGAUACCAUUCUUUUCAAGCAAGAUGUGGAUUUCGAAAAUAUAAAUGUCAAAAUAAGGAAGAAAAUGAUAUGUUACGAGCGUCGAAACAAGAUCCAUUUAUUGUCAUCACGCGUCCAGAUAAGGAUCAGGGAGUAGUCACUAUGAACAGAACGGAUUAUAAGUCAAAUGGAAUUGAUUCUCAAUGA
This is a messenger RNA of Didymodactylos carnosus, 1875 nucleotides long. Lineage: Eukaryota; Metazoa; Rotifera; Eurotatoria; Philodinida; Philodinidae. The record is from the annotation of a GenBank genome assembly.